AUGCCAGCCUCUCGAUCCACACGCGCUUCGACGAGCCACGACGUGUCGGCCUCGAUGACGACCUCGCGCAAACGGGCGCGCGACAAGGAAAACGUCGCGCCGCGCUCCUUCAGCGCACUUAGCCGCUACGACCAAGACGACCAAGACGACGACCAAGAUGCAGCAUCGGCGUCGGACCGGGGAGACGAGGACAGCUUCCGCGCCUCCAAGUCUCGAAGGGGCGCCGCCACGACUGCCAAGCCGGCAAAGACGACCAAGAAGGCCCAGAGCAAUUCCAAGGGCUCCGCGGUGGGCGCACGGAAGACGGCCUCGAAAUCCAGACGGGUCGAACAGCUCGAGGACGACGAUGACGAGCAGGGCGACGACGAGGAAAUGGAGGACAAUGCAUCCAUCGCCGACACGGCCAACGGCGAAGAUGAGAGUGUGGCAGACGACCAAGACGACACUCUCCGAGCGGUCAGGACGGGUGCAAAGUCGAGCGGACGAGGCCGCACCGCGUCGAGCAACGGCAAGGCAGCGACGGCGGCACCGUCUACCAAAUCGCGCAGCCGUGCCGCCGCCGCGGAGACUACCGAGGACGGAUACGGCGACGAGGACGAUGCGGCAGCGGGCACAGACGCCAUGCUGCUGGAGCGCAAGGAGUUUGACAGCUGGAUGGAAAAGAAGCUGGCCAAGAUGGCGUCAAAGAGGGAGCGGGCGCUCGAGGACAAGCUGCAGAGGAUGACCGAGGAGCGCGACGAGAUCCAGAACCAGCUCGACGAGCUGCGGCAGCUCCGGAACACCAAGGCCGAAGAGACGCUCGAGGCGCUGAGGAAGGCGGCCGAGACCAGGCACAAGCAUGACAAGGACCUCAUCAACUCGCUCAAGGCUCGCGCCGAGGCGGCCGAGCGGAGGGCCAGAGAGGCCGAGGCCAACGGAGGAGGUGCUGCGGACCGCAGCAUGAGCAUCGUAGGCAUGCGAACGCCGAGCGUGGCAUCGACGUCGAACGCUCCGCAGGUCGAGGAGCUCGAGAAGCGGCACCGCAAGGAAAUGGCCGAGGCGGCCAAGGUGCAGAGGAAGCUCGAGGACGACGUCAACAAGUACAAGGCCAAGCUGGAGGAGGAGAUCGCGACGUCCAAGGCGCUGCUGGAAAAGGCGCACCUGGGCUCGUCGGCCUCUACGUCGUCGUCGCAGGCGGCGGGCAAAGGCAGGGCGGCGACGGAGCUGGCGCUGACUGCGCAGCAGCACGAGGACGAAAAGGCCAUCCGGCGGCUGUACGAGGACCUCACAGGGCUCGUCGUCACGGGUGUCGAGACGUACGACGCAAAGGAAAAGUACAAGCGCUUCAAGAUGCUGUUUGCCAACGACGCGUACCACUCUCUGGUGUUUACGCUGGAGGAGUUUGAGGCGCUCUUUGACCCGCCGGCGGGCUCGCGGUCGACGCAAAAGGUCAAGCGGGAGCAGUUCUGCUACGAGCCGCAGCUCGACGAGGACCGGGAUCGCGCCUUCCUCGAGGCCGACGUGCCCGAGAUGUGGCACGAGACGAUCCGCUUCCACCGCGACAUGGCCUUUCCCUUUUUCAACAAGCUCAAGGGCGCUCUCCGCCUUGGACCGUCGCGCUCGGACUGA
Pseudozyma flocculosa PF-1 is the source of this 1608-nucleotide messenger RNA. RefSeq lists its product as uncharacterized. NCBI's taxonomy places the organism in Eukaryota, Fungi, Basidiomycota, Ustilaginomycetes, Ustilaginales, Ustilaginaceae. The transcript has 4 exons. Gene Ontology annotation, molecular function: protein binding; microtubule site clamp. The record is from RefSeq and is a predicted model, not a curated record. Gene Ontology annotation, biological process: attachment of mitotic spindle microtubules to kinetochore; meiotic sister chromatid segregation; homologous chromosome segregation. Bases 1 to 1608 code for a protein of 535 amino acids. Gene Ontology annotation, cellular component: monopolin complex; nucleolus; mitotic spindle.